This is a messenger RNA of Thecamonas trahens ATCC 50062, 586 nucleotides long. Its product is annotated as cytochrome b5 domain containing 1. Bases 23 to 529 code for a protein of 168 amino acids. The transcript has a single exon. The record is from RefSeq and is a predicted model, not a curated record. Lineage: Eukaryota; Apusomonadida; Apusomonadidae.
AGGAGACCGCCUCACCGAACCCAUGCUCAAGGCGGCAGGGACUGACAUCUCGCACUGGUUCGAGGCCAAGACCGGACAGCCGCGGGCAGAGCUCGACGAGGCGCUCAACUUGCCGGUCCCCUAUGCGCCGCAGGGCCGGUAUCUACAUCUGCCGCCCAACGGACCAGCGGCAAAGUGGGACAAUGACUUUGGCUUGCCGUGGUGGAUGGAUCCGUCGCGGUGCAUCGGUCUGCUCUCGGCCAAGACUCGCUACAUCCGCAUCACAAACACUCUCACUGGGCAGGAGGACGUGCUCGAGGUCUGUGCCGAGGAGACGCUCGCAGAGAUUCUGGAGCGGUACGUAGACUUUAAUGCCCACGCCAGCUCGUACACAUGGAAGCGGCUGGGGCGCGUCCUCGACAUGGACCUCACCCUCGAAGAGAACGGUAUCGACGACGAGGAGGAAGUGUACUAUGACCUCUCGCUCCCCGAUUCGUACUACUAUCCGGCCAUCUAUCUCUACUUUAACGAUGACCUUACCGAGGCUUGAUGCCGAGUUGGACGCGGAGAUUGCGCUCCGCGAAAGUAAAAGACUUACUUACCCGCA